GAAAACAAUCCGAAAAAUAAUAUACAAUCAUUUUGUUGGUAAACCGUAGUCAAUUGGACAAUUAACUAAAGUCAGGAAACAAGACUGAGUUUACUGAAUGGACAGUUAAAUGAAUGCUGAAGAUAGCGUACCUAGUGUUUACCUCCUUUGGAAUCCUGCAAUCAAGCUCGACUACUGUUUCAUCAAAUGAAGACGACUUUCAGCACAAUUAUGUAAACAAAAUGUUAUCGUAUAUGAACCAAUCAGUUCAACCUUGUGAAGAUUUUUACGAAUACGCCUGUGGCAACUGGAAAAAUAUCUUCAAACACCAACAAACACAUUACAAAGUGCCAUAUUUUCCUGAAGUUAACUACAACAUACAGAAUGUAGUUGAGGCCGUGCUAGAGAAAUCCCAUAUCAAUGAUUCGGCUCCGGAAUAUGAAGAGGAAUUUCAAAAGGCCAAAAAAUUCUACAGCAACUGCAUGCAAACUGAAUUAUACCCAAUGCGUAAAUCAUUGGCUUACUUGGAUAUCAUCAAGCAGAUAGGUGGCUUCCCGGCUAUUGAAGACAAGUGGAAUGCUUCGCAAUUUGAUUGGCUAAAUAUGACCUACCAAAUGACCCAACACGGAGUAGAAGUUCUGACUAUGGAGGAAUCCAUUAUAACCUUAUAUCCAUUCAACGUAUAUUUAACUGUUCCUGAUUUUGGAUUUGACAUUACUCUGUACUAUGAUACCAUCAUGAACAUUUCCUCAAAUGCCUACAAAAUCAAUAGUAAACGCAUGCAUGAUAUUUUAAAGUUAUACGAAGUGCCUGCGGAAAAACGCCAAACUAUUGUUGAUGACAUUUUUGAAUUUUUAAAAGAAACUUUAAAUGUCACCAAAAAAUUUGAUCAAAAGCAUUUGAAAUGGCAAUGCCAUCUCAUUGAAGAUGAUUUAGAAUAUAGUGCCGUUUAUGCUGUGAAGAAACAAUUUGCUCCUUAUUAUAGAGAUCCAUGCAUUUAUUUCUAUCACCGUUUUAAUAAAAUAAUCGAAAAACGCCAAGCGGCUGUGGCCAAUUAUUUGGCAUUGAAAUUCUUGUAUCAUAUGGACGCCCAACUGAAGGAUGCCGAUUCUCAGAAAGACUUUUGUAUACAACAUGUUCUGCAAACCAUGAUUUAUUUCUUUGAUCAUCUAUACAUGAAGAUAUUCUUUAGCACGGAUAUUAAGAAUGAUGUUCAUAAUAUGAUACAGGAAAUGCGCAAAAGUUUGCACACAUUGCUAUUACAGGCCGAUUGGAUGGAUGCAACUACUCUCAAGUCAGCCCUUCAAAAGGCAUCAUUGCUAGGUGAACAACUUGGCAGAUACGAAGAUCCCGCUUUGAUCAAACGACUCUUAGAUGAAUUGAAAAAUCUUGAGUUUAUAGAAGGAAAUUUCCAUCAGAAUAUGCUCAACAUGAAAAAGUUCCAAUACACAAUGGCGCAUUACAGCACACUGCAUUUUGAAGAGUUAGAUGAGGAAACCCAAAACCUAGCAUGGCUUGUGGGUAUUAAGACCGAAGUCUCUACUGUUGAGAAUAAUAUCUACAUAACGGCUGGCGUUUUGCAGCCACCAUUAUAUCACAACUCUUGGCCUGAUUAUAUAAAAUAUGGUGCUUUAGGAUCAAUAUUGGGUCACGAAUUCACACACGGAUUUACAGGUGGCGGUUUUCGCUUGGGCAGCAUGGGAGAAUUUAACAUGUGGUUGUCGAGUGCAUCAAAUAUAUCCUACCGUAAUCGGACUCAAUGCUUUGUAAAGCAUUAUGAAAAAUAUGUUGUACCAGAAAUUCACCGUAGAGUUAACGGAACUUUAACCCUAGAUGAAAAUAUUGCCGACAUCGAGGGUUUGCGCAUGGCUUACAUGGCAUAUCGACAACAAAAUCAGAGUAGUGAUACAAAAUCAGGUUUACCAGCGUCAAGUUUAGAAUUUUCGUCUGAGCAAUUGUUCUUUUUGGCAGCAUCCCAAAACUUUUGCAAGUCAUUUAAUGAAGCAGAUUAUUGGGAAUUUGUAACGGAUCUGAAUGUAGUCAACAAAUAUCGAGUUCUGGGCAUGCUAUCAAACAACGAAGAUUUUGCAAGGGCCUACAACUGUCCCCUGGGGAGUAAGAUGAAUCCCACUAAGGAAAAAUGUCGAAUUUUCUAGUUUAAUAUCCGGUUCCCCGAUUUUUUUUAAUAAAAUGUGCAGAUUAACUGCAUAUAAAACUUUCUGCGAAAUUACA
This is a messenger RNA of Stomoxys calcitrans (stable fly), 2211 nucleotides long. RefSeq names its product neprilysin-21. The record is from RefSeq and is a predicted model, not a curated record. Gene Ontology annotation, biological process: protein processing. The transcript has 2 exons. Lineage: Eukaryota; Metazoa; Arthropoda; Insecta; Diptera; Muscidae. Gene Ontology annotation, molecular function: metalloendopeptidase activity. Bases 114 to 2135 code for a protein of 673 amino acids. Gene Ontology annotation, cellular component: plasma membrane.